Molecule: messenger RNA, 739 nt
Organism: Beta vulgaris subsp. vulgaris (sugar beet)
Lineage: Eukaryota; Viridiplantae; Streptophyta; Magnoliopsida; Caryophyllales; Amaranthaceae
Product: mitochondrial pyruvate carrier 4
Exons: 5
Coding region: 106-432 (108 amino acids)
Biological process (GO): pyruvate import into mitochondria
Cellular component (GO): mitochondrial inner membrane
Source: RefSeq, a predicted model, not a curated record
CGUAGACUAGAAAAGUAACAAGGUAAGUAGGUAACCGCACUCAUUUUGACCCUCUUCUGUCUUCUCCCACACUGAUUGAUUCUCGAUAUUCAGAAGAAGAAAUCCAUGGCGACUUCAAAGCUUCACGCUCUAUGGAACCAUCCUGCCGGUCCUAAAACCAUUCAUUUUUGGGCUCCGACAUUCAAAUGGGGCAUUAGUAUAGCCAACAUAGCUGACUUCGCGAAACCACCAGAGAAAUUAUCAUAUCCUCAACAAAUUGCUGUCACAGCCACUGGAAUCAUUUGGUCUCGCUACAGUACUGUAAUUACUCCUAAAAACUGGAAUCUUUUCAGUGUAAACGUUGCAAUGGCUGGAACUGGUCUUUACCAACUUUCCCGAAAGAUAAAGCAUGAUUAUUUCGAAGAGGCGGAACCUGUUCCUGCAAAAGAAUGAUGACGAAAAGCCGACAAAUAAUGAUGCAAAAGUGUCAUUUCAUGCCAUGGAUUUUAGACUCUCUUUGGCCUCUUCGAUUCUUUUUUUCAUUUUUCUUGUUUUUGCUGAUGAAUAUGGUUGAUGAUUUGAUGUUUCCAUUUCCUCUCUCGUGUUUUGAGUUUAACAUUGAUGGGCCAAUUCUUGAGCUUUAUAUUGAUGGGGGCAAUUCUUGAGUUUAAACAUUGUGACUUUUGAGGCUGAGGUACCUGUAAUUUACAUUAAGAAUCUAAUUCAGGAAAUACAAGCUCCUCAUACCAUAGCGGCAGAA